This is a messenger RNA of Prorocentrum cordatum, 390 nucleotides long. The record is from the annotation of a GenBank genome assembly. Lineage: Eukaryota; Dinophyceae; Prorocentrales; Prorocentraceae.
AUGGAGACGACGAACAACACGGAUCGGGCCAGGGUGCGGCGCGACGGCGGCUGGGGCGCCGCGGCGCGGCGGCUCGCCGAGCACGUCAGCACCAUCGUCGUGCUGUGGGCCGCGGACGCCACCGUCGCCUUCCCCGGCCGCCGGCUGCUGGGCGCUGGCAGCUACGGGGUCGUCUGCGAGGCCCAGGACCUCGGCCAGCAGGGCCGGGCCCUGGUCGCGAUCAAGCGCAUCCCGCGGGUGUUCGAGCACGUCGUCGAUGGGAAACGGAUUCUCCGCGAGAUCGCGAUCUUGAGGACACAGAAGCUCGGGCCCUCCUCGCGCGUGGUGCGGCUGCUGGACGUGCUCGUUCCGGACGGCCGCGAGACGUUCCAGGAGAGCUCUACCUUGUGA